AGACAGCGGCAGAAUACACAAUAACGCACAUAAAGACUGAAGACAGACCCAGUGCCAGGAUCAAAGUUCGAUUUUCAGUUAGUUCAUGUUUUGCGUUAUUUUACUUAAUGCUUUUUAUAUCAAUCUUAUUGUUAUUAAGUUGAACAUGUCUAAAUGAUAUUGCAUAUGAAGCUGUUCCAAUGCUUCAUUUAAGCCAUUUUGCUUAUUUUCCCAAGAUCCAAGAGGCCAGAUUUUUAUCUCUGCGUUAUUGCAGAUCACACUUCAUAAACACAAUCAUUGGAGGUUAGCAACUAACAUAUUUCAGUGGGUGUGCAUUUUAUUGACUAUCCCCUCAGGAUAAGAGAGAUAGGAAAGUAACACCAGCGUUGGAGAGGGGCUGACUACGGUCAAAGUACCAGCAUAAAGGAAAAUAGUUACACACUCAUUGCCAAGAUUUACUAAGAUUUCGACAUGACAGUCUUCUUCAGGGUAACCUGAUGCGCUUACCAUUAAGUGUUGCUGGCUGUCUUUAACACAUUACACUGGGAGAUCAGUGACAAUCAGUGAGUGGAUUCCACCAUCAACGGAAUCGCAGCAUGGCUGGUGAUGCACCCGGGGACGUGAGUGACGAGAGCCAAGGAUGUGGACUCGUGGUGAGGCUCAGGAAAUUCAAGCCCAAGGAAGUUUUCACCUGGCAGUUGGCCAAGACGUUGGCCAUGGGUCAGGGUCUGGCUGGGCUCAUCUGUGGGACGGCCAUCUCCUCCCAGUACCUGGCUACGAGCUUCCAUGUGAACACACCCAUGCUACAGAGCCUCUUUAACUACGCCCUGCUGUGUGUCACCUACACCCCAAUGCUGUUCUGCAGAACAGGGGAUGGCCAUGUAUUACAGAUACUGAAGAGGCGAUGGUGGAAGUAUCUUCUGCUCGGGCUGGUGGACGUGGAGGCCAACUACACCGUGGUUAAAGCCUACCAAUACACCACCCUCACCAGCGUUCAGCUGCUGGACUCCUUUGUGAUCCCGGUCCUGAUGAUCCUGUCUUGGUGGAUUCUGAAGACAAGAUACGGUCUGGUUCACUACAUAGCUGUCUGCAUCUGUCUCCUUGGGGUUGGGGCCAUGGUGGGGGCCGACCUGCUGGCUGGAAGAGACCAAGGUUCCACCUCAAACAUCCUGCUUGGGGAUGGCUUGGUGCUGCUCAGUGCUUCGCUGUACGCCGUAUCCAAUGUUUGUCAGGAAUACACCGUGAAGAACCUCAGCAGGGUGGAGUUCCUGGGCAUGGUCGGCCUGUUCGGCACCAUCAUCAGCACUGCGCAGAUGGUGAUUCUGGAACGUAAUGAAGUGGCCAACCUCCAGUGGAGCUGGCAGGUCGGGCUCCUGUUCUCUGCCUAUGGGCUGUGCAUGUACACUCUCUACAGCUGUAUGCCCAUCGUGGUGAAGAUGAGCAGCGCCACCGCCGUAAACCUCUCCCUGCUCUCUGCUGACCUCUUCAGCCUUUUUUGCGGAAUCUUCCUCUUCCAGUACAAUUUCUCUGGGCUCUACCUGGUAUCGCUGGUGGCUAUCCUUAUUGGCUUCAUCACCUUCAACGCCGUGCCAACACCCAGGGACCUCACAGAACCCACUGCCUCCUCUCCCUCCUCCAUCUGCAAUGAAGGUUACUCUGACCACCCAGCAGCCAUCAGGAAAGACUUCCCCAAAGGGGAGGUGGCUGUGAGGAUCACUGCUGAGGAAGAGGCGCACCAAGGCCUGGGAGAGAUGGAGGACGGGUUGGAAGAAGAGCAGAAACAGAGCGGAAACACAAGAGCUUCAGGGCGAUCACAGGCUCUCGGAAGAGGGAGCAGCAAACAGGACGGUUUUGCUAUUCGACACAGCACUAAAAUGUGAACGACAGCAUGGAAAACUGUCAAUAUGUCAUGUAUAUUUACACGUGUAUUUAUUUAUUGAGACUUGAAUCUACAUACAGAAGUGGGUCGGAAUUAAAAGGAACAGAACACUAGACAAUACUGGAAAUCAUCUGUAACAAAUCUUUGUGUUAUAUGAAUAUAUAUACAUAAAAAAUAUUGUUUCUUUUUUAUUACUGGACU
Molecule: messenger RNA, 2059 nt
Organism: Pungitius pungitius (ninespine stickleback)
Lineage: Eukaryota; Metazoa; Chordata; Actinopteri; Perciformes; Gasterosteidae
Product: solute carrier family 35 member F2-like
Exons: 10
Coding region: 576-1859 (427 amino acids)
Biological process (GO): transmembrane transport
Cellular component (GO): membrane
Molecular function (GO): transmembrane transporter activity
Source: RefSeq, a predicted model, not a curated record